UCGUUGCCAUCCUCUGUGCCUUGUGAAGCUGCUGCUGCUGCUGCUGUUGUUGUUGUAUUUCCUUCUCUUCCCUUCGGAGCUGCAGUGAAGAACCAUCAUGGCGGACAAGGCCGUUACGAUCCGAACCAGGAAAUUCAUGACGAACAGGCUCCUCUCCAGGAAGCAAUUCGUCAUUGAUGUCCUUCAUCCAGGAAGGGCAAACGUUUCCAAGGCCGAGUUGAAGGAGAAGCUAGCAAGGAUGUAUGAUGUGAAGGAUCCAAACACUGUGUUUGUCUUCAAAUUCCGUACAAAUUUUGGUGGUGGUAAAUCCACUGGCUUUGGCUUGAUUUAUGAUUCUGUUGACAAUGCAAAGAAGUAUGAACCCAAGUACAGGCUUAUCAGGAACGGGCUUGAUACUAAAGUAGAAAAGUCAAGGAAGCAAAUGAAGGAGAGAAAGAAUAGAGCUAAGAAGAUUCGUGGUGUCAAGAAGACCAAGGCUUCUGAUGCUGCCAAGGCUGGAAAAAAGAAAUGAGUCUUGAGUUGCCCUGUUCUGAUCCUGUGCUGUUUUGCUCUAUUGGUAUUAUCCAACACCUAUUUUCUUUUGUGUUAGGUCUAUAGAAUGAUAUUGUUAGUGGAUCUUGGUUUAAUUUGUGUUCCAUUUUAACCGAGUUUCUGAGUACUAUUAAUGAACAAUUUUGAGAAUUCUUUUUUGUU
This is a messenger RNA of Arachis stenosperma, 693 nucleotides long. Its product is annotated as 40S ribosomal protein S24-1-like. Gene Ontology annotation, molecular function: structural constituent of ribosome. The record is from RefSeq and is a predicted model, not a curated record. NCBI's taxonomy places the organism in Eukaryota, Viridiplantae, Streptophyta, Magnoliopsida, Fabales, Fabaceae. The transcript has 5 exons. Gene Ontology annotation, biological process: translation. The coding region runs from base 98 to 511 and encodes 137 amino acids. Gene Ontology annotation, cellular component: ribosome.